UGAAAUAUUUAGGGCAGGGCAGGGCAAGGUAAGGCAAGGCAAAUAUAUCGUGUUUUACAGUGUGUAACAAUAGAUAAAAGAUGGUGAGAUCAACGUUGAUAUAUAGAUAUGAUGCACUUCCAUUAUGUGGAUCAGUUGACGAUGAUAAUGAUUCAUCAUUGAUGGAUCAAAAGAAGAAAUGUAAGAUUAUCAUUAGUCGAAUUACUCCCAAUUCAGAGACUCAAGCUACCAUUGAAUCUGGAAAUUAUAAUAUUAAUUAUUUAAUAUCAAAUAAUAUCAUAUAUCUUUGUAUAUGUGAUAAAUCAUAUCCUAGGAAGUUAUCAUUUUCAUAUUUACAAGAAAUAAGUAGUGAAUUCCAAAAUUCACAUGGUCAAGAAGCAUUGAGUAAAACUGCUAGACCAUAUGGAUUCAGUUCAUUUGAUAAUUUCUUAAGUAAAACUAAAAAGAUUUAUCAAGAUCAAAGAGCACAAUCAAAUUUAGAUAAAUUAAAUAAUGAUUUAGCUGAUGUCAAAAAGGUUAUGACCAAGAAUAUAGAAGAUUUGUUAUAUAGAGGUGAUUCACUUGAUAAAAUGAGUGAUUUAUCAUCCAUAUUAAAGAAUGAUUCAUUGAAAUAUAAAAGAAGAGCCCAAAGAAUAAAUUUAGAAGCUUUAAUAAGACAAUAUAUUCCUGUUGUUGGUGCUGGUUUAGUAUUUGUAUUCUUGGUUUGGUACAUGUUCCUUAGACGAUAAUUGUAUAAGUAUAUAUAUAUAUAUAUCUCAUAAUAAUAAUGAUUAUAAUCCAUAGUAAUAAUAUUUGAUAGAAUUUUAAAUGGCUGUAAAUCCAUUUCGAUCCGCAAAACAGGGUAAACAAAAACCCAAACAAAAAAAUAAAGAGGUGAUACUCCAGAUUUUAAGGAUUAAUCCAAUACUUUUACAACAAUUGAUGUCUAGCCAAGGUAAUGAUACAUCUAGUGCCAAUGCACCCCCUCAUGAUGAUAGAGAAAGUAUACCGAGGUUAUUAAUAACGCCUCCAUCGUUGACACCUACUUCAAUACUACCUCCGUCUAUUAGUCAACCGACUUUGGCAGUCAACUUAGAAAAUGUCAGUAAUGGUAUCAUAAAAGCAAUUGAUUAUUCAAAUAGUACUCCAGAUCAAUUACUUAGCUCAGGACCUAAAUUAUCUGUC
Messenger RNA from Scheffersomyces coipomensis, 1164 nucleotides. RefSeq names its product SNAP receptor (gene SEC22). Gene Ontology annotation, biological process: vesicle fusion with Golgi apparatus; retrograde vesicle-mediated transport, Golgi to endoplasmic reticulum; endoplasmic reticulum to Golgi vesicle-mediated transport. Gene Ontology annotation, cellular component: SNARE complex; Golgi membrane; endoplasmic reticulum membrane. Bases 81 to 728 code for a protein of 215 amino acids. The transcript has 2 exons. The record is from RefSeq and is a predicted model, not a curated record. NCBI's taxonomy places the organism in Eukaryota, Fungi, Ascomycota, Pichiomycetes, Serinales, Debaryomycetaceae. Gene Ontology annotation, molecular function: SNAP receptor activity.